GAUGAGGAUGGCGGGGAUUGAAGUGAGCAAGAGUUCGUCAGGUUCCCACGAGUGCGGUGGGUGCGGCAAGCGUAUCAGGGAUCGAUAUCUCCUGAAGGCGGUGGACCUGUUCUGGCACGAGGACUGCCUUAAAUGUGGCUGCUGCGACUGCAGGCUCGGCGAGGUCGGCUCUACCCUCUACAAGAAGGCUAACCUGCUGCUCUGCAAGCGGGAUUACCUGAGAUUAUUCGGGACUACGGGACACUGCGCGGCGUGCAACAAAGUCAUACCAGCCUUCGAGAUGGUCAUGCGGGCCAAGAGCAACGUCUACCAUCUGGAGUGUUUUGCGUGUCAGCAGUGCAACCACAGGUUCUGUGUGGGCGACAGGUUCUACCUGUGUGAGAACAAGAUCCUGUGUGAAUAUGACUACGAGGAGAGGCUGGUGUUCGCGAACAUGUCCUACUCGUCCGACUCUCUCGCGCACAUCAAGCGUCAAGUGAGCGGCCUACAG
Messenger RNA from Hyalella azteca, 490 nucleotides. RefSeq names its product LIM domain only protein 3. Gene Ontology annotation, biological process: positive regulation of transcription by RNA polymerase II. The record is from RefSeq and is a predicted model, not a curated record. Gene Ontology annotation, cellular component: nucleus. Lineage: Eukaryota; Metazoa; Arthropoda; Malacostraca; Amphipoda; Hyalellidae. Gene Ontology annotation, molecular function: DNA-binding transcription factor binding; transcription coactivator activity.